UCAUUUUUCAUUUUUGCCUCUUUUUUUCGCUUUGGUUUUCGUCUCUCUGUUCUUUGUGGUGUAUGUCUGGUGUGUUAUUACUUCUCUCUUCAAUAUGUGACGUGUGUACUUUUGGAUAUCGUUUCGAUAUCCCAAAACUCCUAAAAUAUUGAACUGAUUGCCUUUCCCAUGAAGCCUUAAUGCAGUUUCUCAUUUCGUGCCUCAGACGGUCCAAGUCGCCCGCGGCCACGCGAGAUAUUUCAUCACACCAGCAAUCGUCUUUCAUUCAACUUCCGGUUUCCGAGAAAUUAAGCCACUGCGCUCGGGCCUAAAUUUCCAAGAAACUAUGCGAACGAGGAACUGAAGAAAAGACAGCUCUCGACAGCGCAGUAAAUUUUGAAAUGGCUGACAAUUCAGCGAACACUGCAACCCAGUGCCGUGGAAUAAAUGACCAGUUGUUUGAUCUAGGAUGCCUUGCUCCCGCUCUUCUCAUCAUUUUGAUACUGGCAUCUCUAAGGCGCCAAGUGAAUUUCAAACAUGAACACUGCAAUGGAUACCCUGGUUUAUUAAUACCAAUCAACUUCUUAGGUGGUUUUAGUAACAGAUAUACCAUUGCCGCUACAUUCGGUGCCACAGCCAGUACAUGCCUUACACUGUUUCUAUCAGGGAAUGGUUUCUUUUCCUUACCUGGUCCUGCUUGGGUGAAGGGUGAGUGAUGCAGUAUAUGAUAUAUCUAUAUAUUUUACAGUGAAUUAUAGAAAACUAUCAGUAUAUAAGCCCAGUGUUCAUCAGAUAUUUUUUUAUCAUUAAAUUUUUGAAGCUUGGCACUGGCUAAUA
Molecule: messenger RNA, 816 nt
Organism: Orbicella faveolata
Lineage: Eukaryota; Metazoa; Cnidaria; Anthozoa; Scleractinia; Merulinidae
Product: stimulated by retinoic acid gene 6 protein-like
Source: RefSeq, a predicted model, not a curated record